Lagopus leucura (white-tailed ptarmigan) is the source of this 1295-nucleotide messenger RNA. Its product is annotated as transducin-like enhancer protein 2. NCBI's taxonomy places the organism in Eukaryota, Metazoa, Chordata, Aves, Galliformes, Phasianidae. Gene Ontology annotation, cellular component: nucleus; transcription regulator complex. Gene Ontology annotation, biological process: negative regulation of canonical Wnt signaling pathway; regulation of DNA-templated transcription. Gene Ontology annotation, molecular function: protein binding; transcription corepressor activity. Bases 73 to 1167 code for a protein of 364 amino acids. The transcript is spliced from 14 exons. The record is from RefSeq and is a predicted model, not a curated record.
CCGGUCACGUGAUCCGCCCCACCGGAACGGAGCGGAGCCGCGGUGCCCCUACGAGGAGCGGGCGGUGCGGGGAUGUUCCCGCAGGGGCGGCACCCGCCCGGGCAGCCCUUCAAGUUCUCGGUUUUGGAGAUCUGCGAACGGAUCAAGGAGGAGUUCCAGUUCCUGCAGGCGCAGUACCACAGCCUGAAGCUGGAGUGCGAGAAGCUGCUGAGCGAGAAGACCGAGAUGCAGCGGCAUUAUGUCAUGUACUAUGAGAUGUCCUACGGGCUGAACAUCGAGAUGCACAAACAGGCAGAGAUUGUCAAGAGGCUGAGUGCCAUCUGUGCCCAGAUUGUGCCUUUCCUGACGCAGGAGCACCAGCAGCAGGUCCUGCAGGCAGUGGAGCGGGCCAAGCAGGUCACCAUGGGAGAGCUCAACAGCAUCGUGGGGCAGCAGCAGCUGCAGCACCUCUCUCAUCAGCCCCCCCAUUUGCCACUGACCCCCCACCCCUCUGGUGUGCACAGCCUGCCUGGGGGGGCCGCGGGGCUGCUGGCCCUGUCGGGGGCACUGAUGGCACAGUCACAGCUGGCAGCCAAGGAGGAGAAAGCCGCGCAGGAGAGCAGAGAGCGCAGCCCCAGCCGGAGCGUGUCGGCAUCUCCAGAGAGCCCUCCUGACGAGGAGAUGGGGCUGAAGCGGAACCAGGAGGAGAAGGAGCCGCCUGGGCGUUAUGACAGCGACGGGGACAAGAGUGACGACAACCUGGUGGUGGAUGAGGACCCCCCCUCGGAGCCCAACAGCCCUGGCAGCCGCCCUCCCCCAGCCCAGGAUGUCCCCGAGAGCCCAGCCUCCAGCCGCAGCCCCACGCCGUGCCGACGGAAGGAGCCGGGGCUGCCAGACCCCCCCAUGGCCAUGUCCUCCUCGUCCCCCCCACCCCGUGAUGCCCUCACACCUGGUGUGGGGCCCAGCUCAGCCACCCUCAGCCUGCAGCCAAGGAUCCCCCUGCUCUCCGCAGCCCCUCCGUCAGCAUCUCCAACCCCUUCACCUCCCUGGGCCUGCUGCCCCACGCCGCUCUCAAUGGAGAGCUGCCAUCCUCUGGUGUGUACGUGGGCCUCCAGCUCCCAGCACAGCUCAGCAGUGCCGUGUACGGGCGCUCAGCCCCGGUGGCUUUCGAGUCACACCCUCACCUGAGAGCCUCCACGCUGCCAUCAUCCCUCCCCAGCACCCCUGUGGGGAAACCGUAAGUGGAGAUGGAGGGACGGAGGGGACAAGAGGGGGGGGGACGGGACGCCGCCAUGGCAGCGCAGCAGUGGGGCCGU